AUGAAUUCAUCGGGUGAAGUGCCGUUUUGGCGAGACCAGGAAGAAAUUGUCAUCACCGGCAUUUCUGGGCGUUUUCCACGCUGUGAAAAUGUUCAAGAAUUCGGUGACUUACUAUUGGCUGGCGAAGACCUUGUCACCGAAGAUAGUUUGCGUUGGCCACCUGGGGUUUUCGAUUUGCCGAAGCGCCAUGGAAAACUGAAAGAUUUAAAAAAAUUUGAUGCGCAAUAUUUUGGCAUAACUCCGAAGCAGGCUAAUUAUUUGGAUCCUCAAGUACGAAAAUUGUUGGAAGUGACUCUGGAGGCGAUCAUUGAUGCUGGUUUAAAUCCAACUGAACUGCGUGGUUCAAGGACAGGUGUCUUUGUGGGUUGUUCAGCUUCUGAAACUGGUGGAGUGUUAACUCAAGAUCCAGAAACUGUCACUGGAUAUACAUUGACAGGAUGCGUACGCUCGAUGUUCAGCAAUCGUCUCAGUUUUACGUUCGAUUUGAGAGGACCGUCUUUCUCUGUGGACACGGCUUGUUCUUCAUCUUUAUGCGCGCUCCAACUAGCUGUUGACGCGAUACGACAAGAACAAUGUGAUGCGGCAAUUGUAGCUGGAGCUCAUCUAACUUUAACACCUACUGCAGCUUUACAGUUCCUUCGGCUUGGCAUGCUUUCCGAUAAAGGGAGCUGCCGUUCGUUCGAUGCUUCGGGUGAUGGAUAUUGCCGUACGGAAGCUAUUGCUGCAAUACUGCUUCAGAGACAAUCGGCAGCCAGAAGAAUUUAUGCUACUGUAGUUCAUGCAAAAAGCAAUACUGACGGUUACAAAGAGCAGGGCAUUACCUUUCCAUCGGGUGAACGCCAAGCAGCAUUAUUGGAAGAAGUAUAUCGUGAGGCUGGAAUUGAUCCUAAUACAGUAACUUACGUGGAAAGUCAUGGAACGGGUACGAAAGUUGGUGACCCUCAAGAAGCAAACGCUAUAUGCCAAGUUUUUUGCCAGAACCGGAAUUCUGCACUUCUUAUCGGUUCAGUUAAGUCAAACAUGGGUCAUGCGGAGCCGGCAUCUGGUCUGUGUUCAAUUGCAAAAGUUCUAAUAACAAUGGAGCGUGGCUUCAUACCACCAAACUUACAUUAUAAUGAGCCUAAUCCAUAUAUUCCUGGUCUUGUUGAUGGCCGAUUACAGGUCGUUACUGAAAAGACUCCAUUUCAACGCGGUUUAGUUGGUAUCAAUUCGUUUGGCUUUGGCGGCAGUAACACUCACAUCAUACUUCGUCCGGCGAACCAUACGGAACGUAAACCGGCACCAACAACAUUUAUGAAAAUCAUUCCGUAUUCUGGAAGGACAGCAGAAGCAGUAAAUAACAUUUUCGACUGCGUCUUAGCUCAUCCAGAAAAUGCUUACCUGCAACAGCUACUGGCAAAUCAAGCCAAUUUGCCAGCUAAGGAUACACCAUACCGUGGUUACAUUAUUAUCAAUCGUGAUAAAAUCCCUUAUCCACCAGAUGCAAAAAAAGAUCCAGAAUUGCCACCUCUUCGAGAUGUACAAAAAAUAAUGAUCACUGAGCCAAAACAGAUUUAUUUCAUUUAUCCAGGUAUGGGCAGUCAAUGGGCUGGUAUGGUCAGACAGCUUAUGUCAAUACCUGCUUUUGAUGAAUCCUUGAGAAGCUCCAGCGAUGCUGUCGUCGAUUUCGGUCUCAAUGUUUACGAGAUGUUGCAGAGUGAUGACCCAAGUUUUUAUAAAAAUAAUACAUUGAACUGCAUGCUUGCAAUUACGGCCAUACAGAUUGCCUUGACGGAUGUACUUUUCCUACUCGGUGUUACACCAGAUGGAAUAAUUGGACAUUCGACAGGUGAGAUGUGUUGUGGAUAUGCUGACGGUGGGCUUACGCGUGAACAAACGAUGCAUUUGGCUUACCAUCGUGGUCGCACCAUUAUGGACGCAAAUAUCAAAGGUGGUAUGGCUGCCGUAGGCCUGUCGUGGGAAGAAGCCAGAAAAAGAUGUCCAAAAGGUGUCAUUCCAGCCUGUCAUAAUGCUGUUGAUUCAGUAACAAUUUCUGGUAAUGCUGAAAAAAUUGAAGAAUUUGUUGAAGAACUAAAAAAGGAAGAUAUAUUCGCAAAACUUAUUGAUUCAUCAGGAAUCCCAUUUCAUUCGCCGGCUAUGCUUAAGAUCAAAGACAAAAUGCUCAAAGCAAUGCGUACAAGCGUGCCAGACCCAAAACCACGAUCAUCUCGAUGGAUUUCAACUUCAAUUCCAGAAAGUAAUUGGGAAAAUGAAUUGGCGCAAAUGUGUUCAGCUGAUUACCACACUAACAAUGCUAUAAGCCCGGUGCUUUUCUAUGAAGCACUUCAAAAAAUACCGGCGAAUGCAGUAACAAUUGAAAUUGCACCUCACUGCUUGAUGCAUGCAAUCCUGCGUCGUUCGCUGCAGAAAACCUGUACUAAUGUGGGCUUAAUAAACAUGAAAGAAAAAGACCGUGAACUGGAAUCAUUUCUGCAGGCCUUGGGGAAAAUUUACCAGACAGGAAUAACCAUUCAUAUCGAAGCCUUGUAUCCAGCUAUACAAUAUCCUGUGCCCAUUGGUACACCAAUGAUAUCUGCCAUGUGGCGCUGGGACCACAGUCAAGAUUGGCCAGUUAUCGACGGUAAAACGCUUUCAGCUGCAAGUGGCAGACAGUUACCAACAUCAUAUUGUUACACGGUUGAUCCUUUUGCAUCUGACUCAAAGGAAACAUUUUUGCUUGAUCACAUCAUCGAUGGCCGUGUGUUGUAUCCAUUCACCGGACAUAUGGUAUUGGCAUGGAAGACCAUAGCAAAAUUGAAUGGUGUAGACUUUCUGAAAACGCCUGUCAUUCUGGAAGAAAUCCGAGUAUACAGUGCAACAAUCGUGACCAAACCAAUUCGUUUGGACGUCAUUGUAACGCCAGGAAAUGGAUACUUUGAAAUUCUGGAUGGUGACCAACUAGCGGCAUCCGGUUAUAUCCGUAUUGUAGAUAAAGAUGUGCCAUUUUACUACAAAAAUGUUGAUGAAAUUCAGACAUCCGAAAUUGCAGAACGCAUCGAAUUAGAUACAGAAGAUGCUUAUAAGGAAUUUCUACUUCGUGGAUAUGAGUACGGCCAAGCAUUUCGAUUUUUGAACAGCUAUCAUGCAAAUACUUUGGAUGCUAAAAUUUUUCUUCUUAGUGGAAUAUAUCGAGCAUGCAACAGUGGAGAACGUGGGAUGCUUUACUGGACCGGCAAUUGGGUGACAUUUCUGGAUUCACUUUUACAAACAGCUUUGCUAGCUGAACGAGCAGAUAGUCUUCGAUUACCCACCCGAGUCCGUUACUUGCGAAUUGAUCCAAUUAAACAUAUGGAGCAUAUUCAAGAAAGAGAUGGUAUUCAAGUAAUUGAAUUGCGUAAUGACGUAGCAACCAAUGGCUGCGUUGCCGGUGGUGUUGAAUGCUGUGAUUUGACAGCACAUACGGUCGCUCGCCGAUUACAGUCUGCUGGGCAACUUUAUUAUGAGAAAAUUUAUUUUACCAAACAUUUUGAUAUGAAAGCCUUUGAUGAAUUCCCACAGAUACGUGAAGAGCUGAAUGCAUAUCGAGAUUUCCUUCGAUCAGUACUGGCCAAUGGUUUAGCAAAAUGGGAGGUUAAUGGCUGUCUGAAAGAAUUAACAAAUGGUGCGCUUCUUUCGGAUGCUGUUCGUAAAUUUACAAAGUUCAUGAAUCCAGUUAGUGAAGCGGAACACAAACGAUGGCUCGAUGAUUCGCAGUCACCAGUUGCGAUAGUUUUUGAUGAAAUUUUCGCCAUCGAAAUUGGUGACAAUCCCAAAGAUCUCAAAAAUAAGGUGGCAGAAAAAAUGCAGAAUAUGUUGAAAAUUUUCAACGUAGAUCGCUUAUGGAGUGCUGCAAUUGUCCAUGACAGGAUUUUGAAGACAAUCCAGGACACAUGCAUCGAGAAUUCAACUGGACAUAACUGCAAAGUGUGUACACUCGAAUUCAGUUCAACUGAACAGCUUAAGUUUUGUGUUGAUGCAGUAAACUCACAUCCGCUUCUGGAAGUAGAAUGGCUGUGUGUCGGACCCAAAGUAGAUGAUAUGGAUGAAAGCACUCUGCUACAGCUCGGUGUUAAAAAAAUAACGGUUGUUUUAGAUAACAAACAGUUCGUACCAACUCCUGAAAUCAAAAACUGUGAUAUAAUAAUUUUGGAUAAAAUACUAUCACGUAAAAAAGACGUAGUGCGGUAUCUAUCGAGGUGUAAAGAGAUGUUGCGUGAUGAUGGCUUCAUCAUUUUGGUUGAAACGACAUCUGACUAUGAAAUUGCCUUAGCAAUCCAAGGUCUUAGUGCAGAAAUGAUAAAUAUCAGUGAUUCUGGACGUAUUUACGGUGCUUAUUUUACACAUGAUCAAUUACUGAAGUUAUUUGAGGAAUGCGAGUUUCGCCUCUGUAAUUAUCAGAGUGAUCCUUCAAUGAUGACCACAAUGUAUGCUAUCCGAAAAAUUCCAUCACAAGCUAGAGAGCCGAUAGUAAUAGAUGUGGAUGAUAUUGAAGAAUUUACUUGGAUCGAACCAUUGCAAAAAGCAAUUGAAGAACGUUUGAACGAGCCGGAUUACAAGACUAUUUGGCUUACUAGUACAACAGUACGCAACAACGGUUUACUUGGACUUGCCCUUUGCUUCAAGCAAGUUUUUAAUAUUAUGCAAUAUGAUCUCCUCUUCCGCAACAUGAUGAAUCAAUCGAUCGUAACUGAUGAAGAAAAUUUGAAAUCAAAUCGUUUUCGAACCUUAAUUGAUAUGAGUGUCAAGAAGGAAAAUCGAACUGGUCCGGCCCAGAUUGGAAUGGAAAACGAAUCCGUCAAAGAGUUGGUGAAGCUUGAUCUUCAUGCUAACAACUACCGCGAUGGUGUGUGGGGCUCCAUGCGUCAUCUUGUUGUUAAGGAAGACGAAAUGCAUUUAUAUAAAGAUGUAGAGCAUGCUUUCAUAAAUACUUUGAUUCGCGGCGAUGUUAGCUCAUUGACAUGGUUCGAAUCACCGAAUCAGUUCUUUGAAGAUACAUGUCAAAAAAAUCCUUCGCUAGAGCUGUGCCAUGUUUAUUAUUCAGCGAUUAAUUUCCGCGAUGUCAUGCUUGCAUAUGGACGACUUCCACCUGAUGCUAUCCCAGGACAGUUCGCUGAUCGCGAAUGCUUAUUGGGUAUGGAGUUUUCGGGACGCUUGAAGGAUGGUACUCGUUUAAUGGGUAUACUGCCAGCGCAAGCUUUAGCAAGCUCUGUAAUUGUUAAUCGUGAAUACGCAUGGGCGGUCCCGGAUAACUGGUCACUUGCAGACGCUGCGACGGUACCAGUCGUAUAUACCACUGCUUACUAUGCACUUGUAAUGCGUGGUCGUAUCAGACGAGGUGAUAAGGUUUUAAUUCAUGGAGGUUCGGGUGGUGUUGGUCAAGCUGCAAUCGCUGUUGCUUUAUCACGCGGCUGUGAAGUUUAUACUACAGUUGGAAAUGCUGAAAAGAAAGCAUUUUUGCAAAAACGUUUCCCACAGCUAAAGGACAGGCAUUUUGCGAAUUCGCGAAACUCUGAUUUUGAGCUUCAUAUAAGGCACCAAACAAGAGGUUGUGGAGUUGAUGUAGUACUUAAUUCACUGGCUCAACAUAUGUUGCAGGCUUCUGUUCGAUGUCUUGCUCAAAACGGACGAUUCUUAGAAAUAGGUAAAGUAGAUUUAUCGCAAAAUUCGCCUCUUGGUAUGGCAGUCUUUCUCAAAAAUAUUGCUUUCCAUGGCAUACUUCUGGAUGCAGUGAUGGAUCCGAAUGUUGGAAAAAAAGAAGACUGGCAGGAAGUAGCGCGCUUGGUUCAGGAUGGCAUCAAGAGCGGAAUUGUACAACCGCUUUCGUACAUUGCAUUUUCGAGUGAGAAAGCUGAGGAAGCAUUUCGUUUCAUGUCAUCCGGCAAACAUAUUGGAAAGGUUUUAAUGGAAAUUCGACAAGAGGAACCGGAAAGAGUGUGCGUACCGUCACCAAUUAAAGUGCGAGCGAUAUGUCGAACAUUGUGCCAUCCAAAUCAUGUUUAUCUCAUUACUGGUGGCCUUGGUGGAUUUGGCUUAGAACUUUCACAAUGGCUUAUUAAUAGGGGUGCUAAAAAAUUGGUGCUAACUUCUCGAAUGGGAAUCCGGACAGGCUACCAAGCUCGUUGUGUUCACUUUUGGCGUCGAACGGGUAUUUCGGUUCUUGUUUCAACGCUCAAUAUUGCUCGUCUAUCAGAUGCGCACGAGUUAAUGUUACAAUGUAAAGCAUUAGGUCCAAUUGGUGGUGUCUUCCAUCUCGCUAUGGUAUUACGCGAUUGCUUGUUUGAAAAUCAAAAUGUACAAAAUUUCAAGGAUGCUGCGGAAGCGAAAUACUGGGGAACCCUGAAUUUAGAUGCUGCUACCAGAAAUGCAUGUGGUAAAGAACUUAAGUGGUUUGUCGCAUUUUCGUCAAUCACUUCGGGACGUGGAAAUGCUGGACAAACAAACUAUGGUUGGUCUAAUUGUACGAUGGAAAGGAUCAUUGAGCAUCGUCGAGAAGACGGUUUCCCAGGCAUCGCAAUCCAGUGGGGAGCUAUUGGUGACGUGGGAGUUAUCCUGGAAAAUAUGGGUGAUAAUAAUACUGUUGUAGGUGGUACUUUACCGCAACGAAUGCCUUCUUGCUUGGCUGCUUUGGAUUUAUUCUUAUCCUGGAAUCAUCCUAUUGUUUCCAGUUAUAUCAAGGCGGAUGUUGGCACUAAAAAAGUGGGAAGUAGUGGGAAUUUGUGGCAAACAAUGGCUCAUAUUCUGGGUGUGAAUGAUGCAGCGCAAUUGAAUCCAGAUGCUUACUUAGGUGAUUUGGGUCUCGAUUCACUUAUGGGCGUUGAAAUUAAACAAGCUCUUGAACGAGACUAUGACAUCGUUUUGUCCAUGAAAGAUAUUAGAACGAUGACGUUAAAUAAGCUCCAAAAAUUGGUAGAUUCCGGUGGAACAUCUUCAACGGUGUUACAAACAACUGAACUUGAACUGAAGAAAGAAAGUGAAAAGGAGGCUGAGCAAAACACUGUUGAACAACUUGAAAGGCAAAUGAAUCAGUUAUUCAAGAUGAGGGUAGAUGUGAAUGACCUUGAACCGAUGGAUCUUAUAGUAAAAUGUAACAAAGUUGAAAGUGGGCCGCCAACUUUCUUUGUGCAUUCAAUAGAGGGAAUUGCUACACCGCUGAAGAAAGUUAUGUCGAAGUGCAACUUCCCGGCAUACUGCUUCCAGUCAACUAGGGAAGUACCACAAGAUUCAAUUGAGAAAGUGGCACAGAAAUAUAUAUUG
Acanthocheilonema viteae is the source of this 7272-nucleotide messenger RNA. The record is from the annotation of a GenBank genome assembly. Lineage: Eukaryota; Metazoa; Nematoda; Chromadorea; Rhabditida; Onchocercidae.